AUGGUGCCCUUUGCACCAGUGCACCAUACCCAUUUCAACAUGGUUGCCGUGGCCUCGGUCGCGGAAACGGAAGAACAGGAUGCCGCUUGGUCGAGGGUUAAGCAGUUCGAGGCAAGGCGUCACUUGAAUGACGACAACAAGUCAGAAUAUUGCGUGGAGCCGCUGGCUCCGUUCCAUGCUCAGGGAGACAGUUACGCUGCUAGUGUAUGA
Phytophthora infestans T30-4 is the source of this 210-nucleotide messenger RNA. RefSeq lists its product as uncharacterized. The transcript has 3 exons. NCBI's taxonomy places the organism in Eukaryota, Oomycota, Peronosporomycetes, Peronosporales, Peronosporaceae. The coding region runs from base 1 to 210 and encodes 69 amino acids. The record is from RefSeq and is a predicted model, not a curated record.